AUGACAGCACCAAAUCCCAGAAGUGGCUGGGAGAAGAUAGGCGAUCAAUUCUAUCAAAAGAUACAGCUAUACGAGUCUGUUUUUGACCGAGACCUUGAGCUUGAGAACUACCUGGUGGCGGGAGCGCCGUACGGUGGAGCGCUAGCACUAUGGAGAGAUUCUAGCAAGAUCGCACGUUAUAGAACUGGCCAAUCGACAAAGUCCACAAUCGACAUUUACUCAACUUCGGGCAAGCUCAUCAGCAACAUCAACUGGGAGAAGGGCCCGAUAAAAGGCUUAGGUUGGUCAGACGACGAGAAGCUAUUGGUCGUCACCGAGGACGGCACAGUACACUGCUACUUUGGGCUUUACGGGGACUUUCAACCGUUCUUGCUGGGACAUGGCGCGGAAGAGUAUGGUGUUGUGUCGUGUCGAUUUUGGUCGCACGGUUUCGUCGCUCUUCUGUCCAACAACGCAUUGAUCGCUGUUUCUUCGUUCGACGAGCCGAGGCCACGGCUACUUGCACAGCCUCCGGAAGGUGAAAUACAUUCUUGGUCUCUUAUUCCUCCUGCCUAUACGCUUUCAAGAUCAGUCGAGGUCUUGUUGGCAAUUGACAAGACCAUUAUCGUCGUUGAUGCCUCGGAAGCAGAUGAUCGAGGUCUAUCCGAUGGUCCUUUCAAACAUGUGAGCGUCUCACCGAACGGAAGGUUCGCAGCACUCUACACCGAAGAUGGCAAGGUGUGGGUGGUGGGAAGCGACUUUCAGCAGAAAUACAGUGAAUAUGACUCUAAAGCAAAAACUACACCGACACAGAUAUACUGGUGCGGAAAUGACUCUGUGAUCUUGGCCUGGGAAGACGAGAUUCAUAUGGUUGGCCCGGAUGGCGGGGCGGUCAAAUAUUAUUACGACGACCAGGUCCACGUGGUGCCUGAUAUUGACGGCGUUCGACUGAUCACGAAUGAUUCUUGCGACUUCCUGCAUAAGGUACCGGACCAACUAGAGGAGGUCUUCCGGCUCGGGUCAACCUCAGCAGCGUCGGUGCUAGUUGACUCCAUCGAACUGCUGGAGAUGAAAUCCCCAAAGGCAGACGAGAACAUACAGCGAAUCAAACAGAACCUGCCGGAGGCGGUCGAAACAUGUAUUCAAGCCGCAGGCCACGAAUUCAACCAGAAUCUGCAAAAGCAGUUGUUGCGCGCGGCUUCAUUCGGCAAGUCUGUUCUUGACUUGUACAGCAGCGAUGAAUUUGUCGACAUGUGUGAGGACCUGAGGGUAUUGAACGCUGUCCGCGACUACCGCAUUGGGCUUUUCAUGUCAUACGAGCAGUACGUCCGCCUCACGCCGGAGAGGCUGAUCGCACGGUUGGUCAACCGAAGAGAAUACCUCCUGGCCAUCAAGCUCUCCGAAUUCCUCCACCUCCCUCUCAACAAAAUCUACGUCCAUUGGGCAAGCCAAAAGGUCAGAAGCUCAUCCGCAGAUGACGACUCGGUGAGGGAAGUUGUAGUUGAUCGUUUACGUGGAAAACAUGGCAUCUCUUUUGAAACAAUAGCCCGAGCAGCUUAUGAUGAAGGUCGAGGUCAUCUCGCGACGACACUCCUCAAUCACGAGCCAAGAGCGGGAAAACAAGUCCCUCUACUCCUCAGCAUGGAAGAAGAUGAGAUUGCCCUCAACAAGGCCAUUGAAUCAGGUGACACCGAUCUAGUGUUCUAUGUUCUGCUUCAACUGAAAAAGAAACUGCCAUUGGCGACCUUCCUUCGCACAAUCAGCGAAAAGCCCGUGGCAGCCGCGCUCGUCGAGAGCUCAGCAAGAGCACAAGACCAAGAGCUGUUGAAAGACCUGUACUACCAAGACGAUCGACCAGUUGAGGGCUCAAAUCUCCUGCUAGAGGAAGCCAUGCAACAGCCUCAUAUUCAGGCAGUCAUCGAUAAGCUUAAGCUUGCUGGCAGACUGCUCACCGAUGCUAAAGAUCCCACUGCUACCAUACACAGCAGAGCCCUGGGAGAGGCAGCUCAAUUGCUAAAGAUGCAAGAGGCAUUUGACAAAGACAUCACCGACAGUAGUGGUAGUUAUGUGGGCCUCAGCGUGAACGAGACGUUGUUCCGACUCGUCAAAUCCGGUUAUGGCAAGAGGGCUGUCAGUGUUCAGAAUGCCUUCAAAGUACCUGAAAAGACAUGGUGGUGGAUCCGCCUUAGGGCCUUGACUGCAGCUCGAUUAUGGGGCGAAGUGGAAGAGCUCAGUAAGAACAAGAGAUCGCCCAUCGGUUGGGAGCCCUUUUAUAAUGAAGUGCUCGGUGCCGGCAACACUCGGCUUGCCGCAUCAUUCAUACCCAAAUGCACCAAUCUGCAACCGGCAGAACGCAUCGAGAUGUGGAUCAAGUGCGGCAUGAUCGUCAAAGCGGGCGAGGAGGCUCUGAAGGCCAAGGAUCUUGCAUCGCUAGAGUCUCUGCGAGACAAGGCCAAUGGGCAGCAGCAAGUCGAACUCGAGAGAAUGUUGACUCAGUUGAGGCCAAAGAAAUAG
This is a messenger RNA of Exophiala spinifera, 2493 nucleotides long. RefSeq lists its product as uncharacterized. The transcript has 3 exons. Gene Ontology annotation, molecular function: actin binding. Gene Ontology annotation, cellular component: cytoplasm; lysosomal membrane; HOPS complex. The record is from RefSeq and is a predicted model, not a curated record. Gene Ontology annotation, biological process: vacuole fusion, non-autophagic; endosomal transport; intracellular protein transport. NCBI's taxonomy places the organism in Eukaryota, Fungi, Ascomycota, Eurotiomycetes, Chaetothyriales, Herpotrichiellaceae. The coding region runs from base 1 to 2493 and encodes 830 amino acids.